AUGCUCCGUGAAGCUCGACCUUCCACCUCUCUCCAAGUUUUCCGCCUUCUGGUACCAGUUGAUCAUGUUUUCGAGAAUAUUUUUUUUCUCAGGCGACGAGUUUCCUCAUCUUUCAAGGAGUAUCGAGCUACGUCUAUUAUAGUGAGGUUGAGGCGCAAUGUUUCCUCAAUUUAGCGGCGGCAGCUUAUGCAGAUGCAGGUAGAUCCGGAAGAUAGAAAUGGAUUUUCCGGAAUAUUCUAGCGAAUUCAACGGCUCGUCAGUCUUGCAUUGAUCUCUCGUACCCCGAUAACCAAUUCCGGGUUCUGAUGGUCAUGUCUGCACCUUGCGAUAAGGUCGGUUGCUAUUCGUUUUGUGACUAAUUACGUAUACUGCUUGGUCAUUUUUUGAGAGAGCCAGCAGUUCUUUUACAGAGAUGAGGAUCAUUUUGUAAUCCGAACAGAGAAACAUUUUUUUUUUUGAUUCCUAGAGACGUAAAGAAAAAUCUCGUUUGAUGGCUAAUCAAAUUUUUACUCAUAAUAUAAACUGUAUUUUUUCUGAUCUGUAGCUGUGCCUAGAGUGUGGGAAACUUACAAAACUCGAAGUUACUUGAGCAAAUUUCCAGUAGAAGUGAGACAAAUUUCAAACUUCAAUGACGUUUUUUGCAGAAUGGAUUUUUUUUCCAUCAUUUGUGGCGUAUGAAACUGUAUAAUGAGAUUAAACAAGUAUAUUUUAAUGAUGUUAUAUCAUCAAGUCUAUCUUGAUAUGAAAGUUUAGUCUCCGAGCUUUUUGAAGUUUUAAAAAAAAAAGACAUUUUUUCAAUUUAUCUGAAAAAAAAUCACCUAGUCAUGAGUCACAAACAAAUCAAAAGUCAUAAGCCAGCGGUGAGAACAUUCGAAUUUUUGUAAAAUCUAGUAUUUCUCAAAAACCUCCGUUUUUUCAUGGAUUUGUCAUCAAAGAAAUCAGGACUGAUCAAAAUAACAGAUUUUUCCCGCAAGGAUUCCAACAUUUUUAAGAAAAUCCCCCUUUGAAGCAGUUUUUAUCAAAGCAAUUCCAGCAUCGAAACCAAUGUCAGGCAUUCGUCGCAAUCUCAGACACCACGAGAACUGUAAUCGUGUCGUUCCGGGGAACGAACACUGGGGGACAAUUGCUUACCGAGUUUUCGACUGGACUCGUAGAUUACAUGACUUACAUCGAAGAAGGUUUGUUCAGCAGAUUAAAAUCGUGAGACGAUAAGAUUUGAAGAAAAGAAUACUGUCUUUUUUUCAGAUGGGAAGGGGAAUAACGUGAGUAUCGGACAUGCCAACUUUUAUUUUCUACGAGCUAUGGAUAAAAUGUGGGAUGAAAUGGUCGAGCCAUGCAUCCAAGGGUAAAUCCUCACAAGAAAAGUCAUUUUACUUUGCGGUUGGGAUCUUUUUGAAAAUUGGCCAGAGCGCUCCUCUUUAUGCGCUAUUUUUCGAAAACUAGGGAAUUUUGCAGGUUGAGAAUUUUAGAAUCUUCAAAAAAAAAGUGUCCUGGCCAUUUUUCAGUAAAUUCCCAACUGCAGAGUAAAAUGACCUUCAGUGUCAGUCUUCUCAAAAACUUGAAGAUUUUGUUCUGAAUUUUGAAAAUUUGUUCUUAUUAGGCAGAACUAAAUAUAAAAAAAGCUUUCAUUAAUUACCAUUGAAACUUAUGAAUUUUUUUCAGCUCGAAAGAAAAAAAUUAUAAAAAAACACCCUUUACUGCAUCUUCAAGGAAUUUUAUUACUUGAAAACCCACAAAGUCAGGAAGUGAUGUAUUUUUUGUCACAACAGGUUAAUUAUAUGUAAUAGAUACUCACUGACCUAUUUACGCAUGUUUUGGGAACGAAUCAUCUCUGAUCUCUAACGUAAUCGAAUUAGACAGGAAUAGUCUUCAGAAAAGAAUAUUUUUGGAGUUCAAGAAAUUUGUUUCCUUCGUUGCAGCUGAGAGCGAAAUCAGAUUAACAUAAGCCAUAAAUUUUCACCUUUCAAUCUCCCACUAGACUGGGGCGAACUGUUCGUUCCAAAGUAUUUCUCUAAAGAACAGCAGCUUUAUCAUAAGAACUUGAUAACUUAAGACGUGCGAACUACACGUUUCUUGUGACUGGCCAUUCUUUGGGCGGCGCGUUGGCGUCGCUUACUGCUUUUCGGAUCGCCUUUCGAGGAAUUUCCACUGAAGUUUAAAUAAAUCUUCAGGAAAAAAAAUAAUACGAAGUUCCAGGUGAAAGUGCAUACGUUCGGAGAGCCGAGAGUUGGCGACCAUUCUUUCGCUUCUUACUUUUCGGUAAGCUCUAAAAAGUCUGAGUAUUAUUCACAUGAAAGCUCUGAACUUGAGAAGCUUUUGAAAUGAAGCGGACAGAUGUAUCAAUGGAUUUUUACUAUAACGACUGGAAGGAAAAGCUCAAACUUUCUUCAAAAAAAAAAAUGGACUUUCACUUUCGCAAUAGGCACCAGUGGCAAAGUAAAGCUUAACGACUGAAAAGAUCUAUGAAAGCGCAAGUCGUUUCAGGUCGGGCGCAGUAAAACUUAAAAGCCUACUGCUUGGCGUUGAAAUAAACAUAUUUCCUUAGUUUUCGACCCUCUUUUCAAAGCUGUAAUUAAACGGUAACUUAUGAAUGAAAAAUCGUUCGCAAAAAUACAAGUUUUCUGUCUCGAAGCAAAAAUUUCCUGAAUGAUUUCAGAUGUUUGUUCCUUAUGCAUUCCGAAUCAUCCAUUACACGGAUCCAGUACCUCACUUGCCUCCGCUAAACGUGGCCAACGCUGCCGGCGACGGCCUUCCAUAUCACCAUCCUCGAGAAGUUUGGUAUCGUACAGUCUCCCCUUGUUUUUUGGAAUAAAAAUACCUGUGCAGGUAUAAUGAUGUUUUCACGAGCUAUACGUUGUGUAGUCCGACUGAAGGCGAGGACUGGGGCUGCAGUGAUAAAGAACGGUUCUGGCAGUAUGGACACAAGGUUGUUAUUUUGAAAAUUUAAUUAUAAGCUUAUUGAAAAAAAUAAAACUUGACAUGAUUUUUAAAAAAAGUCUAAUUUUUCAAAACGAAAUUCUUUUUUUGCUUUGAAUUCAUUCUUACAGGGAACCUACCGUCAUACACACUACUUCAACCAUUUUCUUUCGGAAUACGGUGCGAUGGGCUGCAACUCAGGAGGAAGCCGGAACAUUCUCGUCAUUUUCCCCUGCCUACUAAUUGUUCUUUUAUUGCAUAAUAAACUGAAGCUUUAA
Molecule: messenger RNA, 3194 nt
Organism: Caenorhabditis auriculariae
Lineage: Eukaryota; Metazoa; Nematoda; Chromadorea; Rhabditida; Rhabditidae
Source: the annotation of a GenBank genome assembly